CCUCGAAUCGCAUUUAGUUCAAAUUGAGUGGUUAAGCCGUUGUAGCAUCAUGAAUAUAAUCAAUACGAUGGCCAAUUGAGCAUUACGCUAGGUCGUAGAAUGAUGUUCAGCGUUACCAAUUACCAGUUGUGGUAACGUGAAAUAGCAUGAAGCAUGGAUCUCAAAUACAGAAUUCUUACAUUAGACGACUUGAAAGAUGUUCGUCAACUUUUGGAAGACUAGUUUGCUCUCAUGAAAUACCUUGGAGUGGAAAAUGACGAUCUACGUGACACCUACUAUUCGCGUGUUGGGCCAUUUCUAAAACAAGAAAACUCAUUUGGAGGAUUUGAUGAAACGGAGCAAUUAUUUGCAGUUAUUGUUAAUGUUAAAUAUGAGGAAAACGAAAAUAUGAAUUUUGAAAAGAUGUUGAAAUCACAGGGAAACAAAAAGAUAGAUGCAAUUGUUCGGCUAAUGAAACAUCUCGGUAAAGAUGAACUACCCGCCAUUUUGAGAACUACUGAGUAUUGGGAGAUGAAGAUGAUAACAGUUCAUCCAAAAUAUCGUCGCUCGGGAGUGGUAAAGGAAUUGAUUCGAAAAACCAUCGAACUUGCUAAGCGGAAAAAUAUUGAAAAACUUGUGUGUUUCCAAACUUACGAACAACCACCAGAUAAUCCUCUUGGAUUGUAUGUUAUAAAACGAAUUCAACUGAGCGAAUACACAGACUCUGUAACUGGGAAAAAUAUAUUUUCUGGAUUGAAUCCACCAAACCACGUUCAAAUUAUGUACGGAUAUAAUGUACAAGAAAAUAAUAAUAACACUUCUGAACAUUUCACAGAUGUCGCAAGUACGUCAUCUAAUAUUCGAUAAAUUUACAAGAAGGCUUCGUUAAUCAGAUGACUGGUGGAAUAUUUCGUGGCGCCUUGUUAACUGGGGAUGUCCGUUUUCGUAAAUCGUUAAAUGUCCUAAUCUUGUUUCUCGCUUUAUUGGUUGGUUGCACCACGAGAAUAAAUAUAUGCACUCAUUAACAGUCACUUGGAAUUUUAAUUUUAUUGUUGCACUUACUGCUCAAUCGCAUUAGAAUGUAAGCGUAUAACUAAUUAGAACAAAUGGCUUUUAUGGCGGAACUAUAUUUCGCCCUUUUUUUGUUUUUAUCUGUUUAUAUUUUUUGGGUCGUGUGUAGAAUCGUGGUUUUAACUAAUAUAUUUUUUAAUUAACUAAAUUUCGUUUUUCUCGGCUAAAUCCGAGUACCUCUGCCAACGUGACAUUGUUUAGGACUACUCCUAUUUUGUUGUUGAUCGGA
Styela clava is the source of this 1279-nucleotide messenger RNA. RefSeq lists its product as uncharacterized. Lineage: Eukaryota; Metazoa; Chordata; Ascidiacea; Stolidobranchia; Styelidae. The record is from RefSeq and is a predicted model, not a curated record. Gene Ontology annotation, molecular function: acyltransferase activity, transferring groups other than amino-acyl groups.